AUGUGUGGGACGGGGAUAUGCACACCAAUAAACAAAACCGGUGAGGUGCAAGAUCCUGUUGCGAGAGAGCUGUUGGCAACUCUGAGUAAGCUGAAGGAGGACAAAGAAGCACAACUUCAGCAGUCUCAUCAGUUGUCUGCGAAUGAUGGAUCUACAGCUUCUAACAUGCUGUCCCGCGAAGAGAUCAACCAACUGGUUCUCGAGAAUGUUCCUAUUAAGAAGGGUCGUCUGUAUGGUAUCGGUCGUACCUCUGAAGCUAUCUCAACCUCAUCAUCUCAGCUCUCUGUUUCUUCCUAUUUCGUCGAGUAUUGUUAG
Molecule: messenger RNA, 315 nt
Organism: Brassica rapa (field mustard)
Lineage: Eukaryota; Viridiplantae; Streptophyta; Magnoliopsida; Brassicales; Brassicaceae
Source: RefSeq, a predicted model, not a curated record